GUAAAUGGCUAGCAGGGUCUCAGAAACAUGAAAUACAAGAGAAUUGGAGCAUCAUCUUUUCAGUUAGCGCCCGAUUUUUUAUGGGUUUCGUCUAAUAUACCGUCAUUAACAAUUUCGUUAUACGCAAGAACCAUAUUAAAUCGUAAACCAUGGAUAGCAUCACUUAAUAAUGUCCGUCAACAUUCUAUGGAAACGGUUAAAUCGACAUAUCAACGAGGAUCUAGUAUUUCAAGUCAGCGAUCAUCACUUUAUGAACAGGUAUUAAAUAAAGAGAAAAUAGGACAGAAUACAGGAAAAAUUGCAUCAGAAGCUGAGAAGGGGUUCAUACCAAAUGUGGAGGAAAAGUUGUUAUCAGAAAUAAAUUCACAAGUAAAUAAUGGAAAGAACAAGAAAAAAACGAUAUGGCAAAAAAUAAAACAUGAAGCACAGCAUUAUUGGGAUGGUACUAAGCUUUUAGGAGCGGAAACGAAGAUUUCAUGGAAGCUUGCAUUAAAAAUGGCGGCAGGUCAUGAACUAACUAGACGUGAACAUCGACAACUUAAACGCACAGUUAAGGAUUUGGUCCGACUUGUACCAUUUUCGGCUUUUGUUUUGAUUCCUUUUGCAGAAUUUCUCCUCCCAGUAGCAUUAAAAUUAUUUCCUAAUAUGCUUCCUUCUACAUAUGAAGCAGAUAAGGAUAGAGAGAAAAGACAAGCCAGAUUAAGUGAUACACGAAAAAGUGUUUCUCAAUUUUUGAGAAUGACUUUACAAGAAAGUGGUUUGCCUUUUAGUACAACAACUAAACAACGAGAAGAAUUUACAGAAUUCUUUCGAAAAAUACGAAAUGGAAAUGAGCCUCCUUCACAGACAGAUGUUAUUAGUGUGUCUAAAUUAUUUAGAGACGAUGUAACAUUAGAUAAUCUUUCACGUCCUCAAUUAGUUGCUAUCUGUCGUUAUAUGAAUUUAAAUACAUUUGGAACAGAUCCCAUGCUUCGCUAUCAAAUUAGACACAAAAUGCGUCAGAUCAAGUCGGACGAUAAAGCUAUUUGGUAUGAAGGAGUAGAAACACUUUCAGUACCGGAAUUACAAAUAGCUUGUGCCAAUAGGGGAAUUCGUACUCAUAGCGUAAGCCCUGCAAAGUUAAGAGAUGAAUUACAGCAAUGGCUUGAUUUACGUCUAAAACAUGGUGUACCAAGUACUCUUUUAGUUUUAUCAAACGCAUUUAUGUAUGAUCAAGAUAACCAAUCUGACAGGCAUUAUAAUGCUUUAAUUGCUACAUUAUCAAGUUUACCUGACGAAUUAUAUCAUGAAACAGAGUUGAGCGUAAGAGAUAAGGAAGCAACAAAUAAACAAAGACUUGAAGUUAUUAUGGAACAAGAGGAGUUAAUUGCUUCUGAGAGUCGCCAAAAUGAAAAAAAUGACUGUAAAAAUUCAAUUAAAAACAAUGGAGAUUUACAAGAAAAAAAUAUAAAAAAACAGGAUCUAAAGGAAAAUAGUUCUAUAUAA
Pneumocystis murina B123 is the source of this 1485-nucleotide messenger RNA. RefSeq lists its product as hypothetical. Lineage: Eukaryota; Fungi; Ascomycota; Pneumocystomycetes; Pneumocystales; Pneumocystaceae. Gene Ontology annotation, biological process: intracellular monoatomic cation homeostasis. Gene Ontology annotation, cellular component: mitochondrial inner membrane. The record is from RefSeq and is a predicted model, not a curated record. The transcript is spliced from 4 exons. Bases 28 to 1485 code for a protein of 485 amino acids. Gene Ontology annotation, molecular function: ribosome binding.